AUGUUCAAAGCGUUUACUGCUGUAAUCUAUCGCGAUCGGAUUGUCAAUACAAUUGAAAUUCUGCAAGAAAAACCUUGCAAAGCCUGCGAUGAAGAUGAGACUGAUAUCCUGAUGAAAUUCGAUCGUUCAAUUAGAUUUUAUUCCAUAUGUUACCUACUUAUAUGUGCAUUCUCGGCGGUGGGUGCCGUGUCAGCAGGAGUGCUCGAUGUUUUAAAGGGUGAGAUACCCUAUAAUACAUGGAUUCCUUGGGAUUGCACUUCGUUCCUUUUAUUCUUAUUUACGGCCCUUCAAGAGAUCAUAGCUUUAAUUAUAGCCACGAUUGUAAACGUCGCGACAGAAACUAUAAUAUUAGGAUUUUGCUUACAAUUGUGUGCCCAGUUUGAAAUCUUGAAAUAUCGCCUUCAAAGAAUGAUAAAACGUAAGGAAGAAGAAAUAUUUCCAAAAAAUUUGUUGAAUAAUACGUCGCGUAAAAUAAGUGAAUUUUCGGAACACAUUUCCCAUCAUCUGUGCAUAAUCAGACUUGCCAAAAUGAUCAACGACGUGUUUAGCCAAGUGAUAUUCGUUCAAUUUUUCGUCAGUAUUUUGGUAUUCAUGUUUGUACAAAUUUUUAUUUAUUGUUGGGCUGGAAACGAAGUUAUGCUCAAGAGUACUGGAUUGGGCGAAGCGAUAUAUCAUAUGGACUGGAUAUUGAUGACAAUAAGCGAACAAAAGGAUCUACUAAUGAUUAUGAAACGUAGCACAAAACCCAUUAAAUUAACCAGCAGCUUCUUGAUAACUUUAUCUUUGGAAUCGUAUGGCGAUCUUUUGAAGAUGUCUUUCUCCGCAUUUAACGUUUUGCAACAAUUUUGAAAGUUUAUUUACUCCUUCGCAAUACACUAUGUG
Wasmannia auropunctata (little fire ant) is the source of this 882-nucleotide messenger RNA. Its product is annotated as putative odorant receptor 85d. Gene Ontology annotation, molecular function: odorant binding; olfactory receptor activity. Gene Ontology annotation, biological process: detection of chemical stimulus involved in sensory perception of smell; sensory perception of smell. The transcript is spliced from 6 exons. Lineage: Eukaryota; Metazoa; Arthropoda; Insecta; Hymenoptera; Formicidae. Gene Ontology annotation, cellular component: plasma membrane. Bases 1 to 849 code for a protein of 282 amino acids. The record is from RefSeq and is a predicted model, not a curated record.